AAAAUGUGGAGCUGGCCUUUGCUGUACCUUAAACCCUAAGCUGAAGCAGUGGAACAGUCAGCCGACUACCGAACUUAAACCCUCUCCUCCUUCCUUCGGUCAACCCUGCACUCGCGCAAACAUGUCAUAUACUCGCCACCUUCGCCGGCUCUCCACCUCUGCCGCCGCCGCGGCGACCGCUGCCAACACCACUAGCGCGGCCGCGCCCUCAUCCUCAGUCUCCAUUUCCAAGGCCAAAUCGAAGCUCCAAUCCGAAUUCGAUCCCGACAAGGCCCUAGAGAUCUACACCUCUGUCUCCAAGCACGACUCCUCCCCCGCCACCUCACGCUACGUCCAGGGCCUCGCCGUCCGCCGCCUUGCCAAGUCCCGCCGCUUCUCGGACAUCGAAGCCCUAAUGGAGUCCCACAAGUCCGACCCCAGGAUCAGGGAUGAGCCCUACCUGUCCACCCUGAUCCGCUCUUAUGGCUGCGCUGGUAUGUUCGAUCACGCCCUCAGGACCUUCUCUGAAAUGGAGCAAUUGGGCACCCCGAGAUCCGUCGUUUCUUUCAAUGCCCUCUUAACGGCCUGUAAUGCCUGCAAACUGUUCGAUAAAGUUCCUGACUUGUUCAAUGAGAUGAGCUCUACAUACAAUAUCGUGCCCGAUAAGGUCUCCUAUGGGAUACUUAUAAAGUCGUAUUGUGAGGCCGGUUCACCUGAGAAGGGGAUGGGGGUUUUGCGGGAAAUGGAGGAGAAGGGCGUGGAGGUCACAGCGGUCACAUUCACGACAAUUUUGGAUGCGCUCUACAAGUCGGGGAGGAGCGCUGAGGCAGAGAGGUUGUGGGUUGACAUGGUUUCUAAAGGUUGUGAGUUAGAUGCAGCCGUGUAUAAUGUUAGGCUCAUGAAUGCCCAGGAUACAGGGCCUGAGAGCGUGAAGAAGAUUAUCGAGGAAAUGAACGAGAAAGGGGUAAAGCCUGACACUGUUAGUUAUAAUUGCCUUGUAACCUCGUAUUGUAAAGCAGGGAUGAUGGAGGACGCGAAGAAGGUGUAUGAAGGCUUGAGGGGGAAUGGGUGUAAGCCCAAUGCAGCGACCUUUAGGACCUUGGUGCAUUAUAGGUGUGAGAAAGGGCAGUACAAGAGGGCAUAUUGGGUCUUCAAGGAGAGUGUACGGGCUGAUAAAAUUCCCGACUUCAUGACGUUGAGGAGAUUGGAGGAAGGUUUGGUGGAGAAGAAGUAUAUGGAGGAGGCAAAAGGGUUGUUGAGGACAGUGAAGAAGAAGUUUCCAUCCAGUAGUUUGAAUGCAUGGAAGGAGGUUGAGGAGAGUCUUGGAUUGGCUUCUGCUGCUGCUGCUUGUGAUACGGCAUUGUAGCUCUCUCCAGAAGAGGAUGACUGAGAGGCUGCCGUUUUGAGUCUUUUAUGUUGGAUUUCUGUGAAAGAUCUCGGUUUGAGCUCUAGUUGCUCCUUUGCAUUGCAGAAAUUAAUUUGUCUAUUGAUUACUUCAUGGCUGUGGCGGGAUGAUGUGUUCAGUAACAUUUCUGCAGAUCAGGGUCGGCACUUGAUCCUUUUAAUGGUGAACUGGAGCUAUAUAAAUCAUAAAAUGUAGCAAAAUGGUCAAGCAUUUUUUUUUUUUGGUUAGAACGAACUUGUGCCUUCUAUUUGGUGCAAUGCGACUUUUGCUCAGCUCUUUUUCAUAAUAAGUAGUUAGAAGCUUAUAGCUCA
Messenger RNA from Punica granatum (pomegranate), 1695 nucleotides. Lineage: Eukaryota; Viridiplantae; Streptophyta; Magnoliopsida; Myrtales; Lythraceae. The record is from RefSeq and is a predicted model, not a curated record.